AUGAGGGGUGAUGACGGCUUGGAGAUAUCGGACAGUACAAAUAAGGCUGAGCACUUUUCUCAAUUUUUCCGAUCCGUAUUCACAAGAGAACCGGACUUUACCCCAUCUAAUUCUGAGAACAUGAGAGAUCCCACUAUCGAAAAUAUUGUGCUUCGAGAAGAGGCGAUUUUGGAAGAAUUAAAAAGCUUAAAGGAAUGUAAAUCUCCCGGUCCGGACGGGAUUCCAGCAAAGCUGCUCUUUGAGCUUGCCCAACAGCUGGCCAAGCCACUAUCCUUUCUGUGCCAAAAAUCGUCGGAUGCUGGAAUUCUUCCCACAGACUGGAAGACGGCCCAAAUUACACCCCUUUACAAAAGCGGUAGUCGUGCUCAGGCGACAAACUACAGACCCAUCAGUCUGACAUCAAUCUGCUGCAAAGUGAUGGAGAAAACCAUCAAAAAGGAGUUGAUGGCUUACUUGGAAACCCACAACCUCUUUUCCAAUGCACAAUAUGGUUUCCGUAGGGGAAGCUCAUGUGUUACGAACUUGCUAUACACAAUGAAAAGUUGGACACGAGCACUGGACGCAAAACACACCGUGCAUGUUGCCUAUAUUGAUUUCCGGAAGGCGUUUGACAGUGUUCCGCACCAGCUUCUCCUACAAAAGUUGAGAAUUAUGGGCAUCGGUGGCAAACUUCUCAAAUGGAUCGAAAAUUCCAUUGUCGGCCGCUCCCAAAUUGUCUGCGUAGAACAACAGCAAUCAAGGUGCACAUUCAUUGAGAGUGGGGUCCCACAAGUCUCGGUGCUCGGACCAACUCUCUUUCUCUUGUUCAUCAGUGAUUGCGUAGAUGGUUUGGACUGUGAUUGCGCUAUGUUUGCGGAUGACAUAAAAAUCUGGAAAGUCAUCCAGAAUGCUGCCAAUGAGACCAACUUCCAAGAAAAUCUUUGUCGGUUGGACGAGUGGUCCCGCAGAUGGCUCUUGUCCUUCAAUUUGAACAAAUGCACCAUUCUGCGCCUCUGA
This is a messenger RNA of Spirometra erinaceieuropaei, 996 nucleotides long. Lineage: Eukaryota; Metazoa; Platyhelminthes; Cestoda; Diphyllobothriidea; Diphyllobothriidae. The record is from the annotation of a GenBank genome assembly.